CCCGCUACGAGAGACCCCCCAGACCGCCCUAUGCGCAUGUGCGGGACGGGGAGUCCCGGUGACUUUCCCGCGCGUAGGUGCCGGAAGUGUGGCAGGGCUGCCGGCGGAAGCGGCGUGACGGGGGACCGGAAGUGUGUCAGGGCUGCCGGCGGAAGCGACGUGGCGGGGGACCGGAAGUGUGGCAGGGCUGAAGGAGGAGGCGGAAGCCGGCUCCACGUGGGCCGAGCGGGGAGAAUGUCGGCUUCCCUGCUGAGGAAGGGGCUGGAGCUGCUGGAGACGGCGGCGGGACACCAGCCCGGGCUCAGCAGCCCCCAGCAGCGGCCGCGCAAAGCCCUGAAGAGGAAGAAGGCGGCUCGGGGUCCUGGCAGGGACAAGGCCACGGUCAAGGGCAAGGUCACCAAGUCGGCGAUAGAGGAGUAUCGGAAGCACCAGGCUGUGGAUCACUUGAAGAAGAACUUGCAGUACAUGAAGAAGAGCCAAUUCACUGCAGACAAAACCGUCACGCAGCAGGUUCUUGACCAGAAUAGGGGCAGGAAAUCUAGAGACCGUCCCCCAGAAAAGCCAAAGAAGAAAUCUGAAGGCACUGUCUUCACGGAGGAAGACUUCCGGAAGUUUGAGAGAGAAUACUUUGGGCGAGCUGGAGCAGUGUGAUGAGAAGUCUUGCAACUCCAAGCUUUCCAAAACUGAGUGUUCAGAGCAUGGGACUGACCCUGUCCUCCUGUUUGGGAUGGGAGACCAGGGGAGUGCGAUUAUGCCUCUUGCCAGCAUAUGUUUAGAUGUCACGUCCACUGCAAGACUUAAUGUCUGUACAGAAUUUGUUAGUUGCUAGGAUGGGAUGGGAUGCUGUAGACUCAAAAGCAUCCAGGGAGAUCAUGUUGUUAGGGUGCAUCAUAUUUCCUCUACUGCCCACUUCCAGCCAGCACCUCACUCAUGUUCUCUUGGAGUAGAGCAGACUCUUCGUUCAAGCCAGAUGCAAACUCUGCUCCUCUGAGGCAGGAUCCUUUUAUCCAUCUGAUCUGGAAAAGACAGCUUAAAAUGGCAGGUCUCAGUAGGGGAAGCACAGGAGAUGACUUAGAGCUGAAUUGUGGAGCAGCUGGAACAAAUUAUCAGCAAAAGGAAGGAUGCUCUAGAAAGGAGAUGUGAGUACUAUUCAAACCUCUGUUUAGGUUAUGAUCUCCAUCAGGCAAGGAUCUUCACUUUUUUUUCUCCUUGGGUAAUGCCGUGUAUGCUUAUGGUGCUUGAUCAGUAGUCACUAUGGCAAAGAGUGUACUUGCUUACCUCUGUGGUGGAAUGAUUAUUCCAGUAGGGUGGGAUUGGCAGAGGUGACACAGAUCAUUCAAGCAAUUCAGGCACAAUUCUUUUUAGGCUGACUUAGGGCUAUGUGAAAGGUCUCUGUUCCCUAUGUUACUGUAUGGGUAUUUUCUACUUUCCUUCUUCAGACUGCUGAGUGGAAGUGAAAUAACCCUUCUGUACUGAACUCCUCCCAGCCUUCCCUCCCACAGAUCUCCUUAUACAGCUGGUAGUUUACACUCAAGCCCAUUAAAUCAGGGUACUAAACACAUGGGGGUGGUGUUGCUGCAUAGUACAGCUGGCCCUAGUAUUAACCCACACCUGCUCCUCUGUCCCAAACCUGCUAGGUGUGGCUAUCUGUCACUUCCCCUGAGAAUAUCCAUCCCUCCCUGCCUUGCAAACACCACCGGCUGGUGAAGAUGAAGGCAGCAUACUGUUGAGACCUUUUGGCUAGUGAUUGUGAUGCUGGAUCAAGGGGAGGCAAUUCUCUCUUACCCAAAAAACAACGCUAAAUGCUUUGGAUGUUGCAACAUAUAGUUUGGCCAGCAGGUGGGGAAGUUGAUUUUGCAGAGACAUUCAUCCAUUUUGCUACGCCUAUACAGGUACAAUGUAUUUCUGGAAGGUUGGUGACUACGUUAUUGCCAUCUGUUAUCCAUCCAAAAAGCAGGACCCUUGUUCUCCACUUGAAAACAAAGGGGUAAAAAGAAUGAGUGCCCAAA
Mauremys mutica (yellowpond turtle) is the source of this 2009-nucleotide messenger RNA. It is a transcript of the gene RPS19BP1, whose product is annotated as ribosomal protein S19 binding protein 1. Lineage: Eukaryota; Metazoa; Chordata; Testudines; Geoemydidae. The record is from RefSeq and is a predicted model, not a curated record. Gene Ontology annotation, cellular component: nucleolus. Gene Ontology annotation, molecular function: enzyme binding. The coding region runs from base 31 to 651 and encodes 206 amino acids. The transcript has 4 exons.